Messenger RNA from Calidris pugnax (ruff), 930 nucleotides. It is a transcript of the gene BOLL, whose product is annotated as boule homolog, RNA binding protein. Gene Ontology annotation, molecular function: RNA binding; protein binding. NCBI's taxonomy places the organism in Eukaryota, Metazoa, Chordata, Aves, Charadriiformes, Scolopacidae. The transcript is spliced from 9 exons. The record is from RefSeq and is a predicted model, not a curated record.
AUGUGUUCUUUCAAUCAGCAGACCACAAAUCAGACACAAACAGAAUCUUUAUCUUCAUCUCCCAACACUGUGUCACCAGUGCCAUUAAGUAAUCUGACCAGUACUCCAAGGUUUGGAACAGUUACUCCAAAUCGCAUCUUUGUAGGAGGAAUUGAUUUUAAGACUAAUGAAAAUGAUCUGAGGAAGUUUUUUGCUCAGUACGGCAGUGUGAAAGAAGUGAAGAUAGUAAAUGACAGAGCUGGAGUAUCAAAAGGGUAUGGCUUUGUUACUUUUGAAACCCAAGAAGAUGCACAGAAGAUUUUACAAGAGGCUAAAAAACUUAAUUAUAAGGAUAAGAAAUUGAAUAUUGGUCCAGCAAUAAGAAAACAGCAAAUACGGGGUUCUCGUUCUGCUGCAAUACCAGAAGGUGGUACGAUGUACUUAACAACUUCAAGUGGAUAUCCCUAUAUUUACCACAAUGGAGUGGCCUAUUUUCAUACACCUGAAGUCACUUCUGUUACGCAGCCAUGGCCAUCGCGCUCAGUUUCCAGUUCACCUAUGAUGGUAGCGCAACCGGUUUAUCAGUCUCCUACCUACCAUUAUCAGGCACCAACACAGUGUCUUCCAAGUCAGUGGCAGUGGUCUGUUCCACAGUCUCCUCCCUCUUCACCUUCAUUGUUGUAUCUGCAACCAUCUGAAGUCAUUUAUCAGCCAGUAGGGAUUACCCAGGAAAGUGGAUGUAUACCACCUCCUCUUCUAGUGGAAGCUGCAGUUCCUGAGCUGUAUUCUGAUCAUGGAGUUCAAGCACCACAUCAGCAGCCUUACACCCAGAGUGCCAUAGCCAUGCCUGCCCCUGUGAGUAUCAAACUGAGAUAGUUAAAGCACUGUAGUCUUGCUGUCCCCCUUCUUGAAGUAAGAGAAGAGGGGCAGCGAUGGAAAGUCUUCUAUUAA